This is a messenger RNA of Echinostoma caproni, 531 nucleotides long. NCBI's taxonomy places the organism in Eukaryota, Metazoa, Platyhelminthes, Trematoda, Plagiorchiida, Echinostomatidae. The record is from the annotation of a GenBank genome assembly.
AUGAUAAGUUUCAAGUUCUGUUUUGCAGACGAGUAUGACAACUGGAGGCAACGUUUGCGGGGAAGGCUGUAUGCUGAGCUGGAUCAACGUGUUCGCCGAGCUGUGCAAACACCUCCUCGUGAACGACUUCGUCGUCGAAGUCAAACCGUCCAGGAUCAGAGUGACGAGUCCUCGUCCGCGCAACAGAUUCGCAUGCGUCAGCUUGUGAAUAAAAUGAACGAGAUGGCCGGAGCAACUAGGAAGGUUCAAUUGGUAGAUGUGCCACCGAAACCCAUGUUCUGUAAUACUGUCGAUUUACGUCUUCAUCCGGAAACACAUCAGUGGAGGAGGCGUUGGAAUCGUGAUUCACCACCGGUAAUCAAACGAACAGAACAAACUAACCGGAGACCAGUGAGUUCGGACGAUGAGAAGACAAGCGCGGAUCAUUCACGAUGGAUUCAGCAAAGCUUGAAAAAAUGGUUGGAUCGAAGCCAAGUUGUCGACCGUGAUUCCGUAUCUGAGGUGAUUAUUAUUUCAUUGCCGACGACUUAG